AUGCCUGCACGGAACCCGUUUGCCAAGACCAGAAUGGCGAGCGCUCAAGACAUGGAGGAACAGCUUCAGCAAAGCGUCAUGAUUUCAGAAGGUGGAGCGUACGAGUCUCCUCCGUCCGGCCCGGGCGUAGCGAAUACGACUUCGGAUAAUGGCGACUUGGAUAUGAGCGAUCGCGAUGCAUCCGGCGAAGAAAUCGAAGAAGGAGACGAGGACGCCGAAGGAGAGGAGGACAACGACCUUCUACAACAGCAGAUAAGCACGAGCCAACGAUCGAUAGUCGCCAGCGCGAAGCUCUCAAGUGACGACGAAGAAGACGAUAGGGACUCUGACGAUGAUGGCGUCGAUCUCGUCAAAAUCCGAGCCGAAUCCGAUGACGAAGGCGAUAGCGAAGCUUUAAUGCGCGAGAGCGAGGCCGACGAAGACGAGGAGGCGGCUGCCUGGGAGGAGGAAGUUGACGAACAGGACGAAGAAGACGCGUCUGUCGCAAGCCCCAGCAACGCUUGUAUUUUUUGCAAACAAGACGAGGAGGAUGACCCGAGCGAAGACUUUGAAGCAUACUUGUCGUGCAAGAGAUGCGGCGAUCAUGCUCACCAGCAAUGUGCUCGUGAAGCAGCAACAAUGACGGAAGAUAAUGAUGCGCAAAACUGGAAAUGCCCAGACUGCAUUGACAAAUCUUCCGAAGAAGAGGAGGAUGAUGCUGAGGCUGAGAGCGCUGCUGGCUCUGAUACAAAAGCAUCCCAAGCAAGUGGUGGGACAGGCACUGCCUCUCGCGCAGGCCGCAAGAGAAAAUCAUCACCUCUACAGGACGAGGAUGAGGACGACGUGAUUACAGUCCGAAAGCGUCGGCGGAACUUUUCUGUCGAGGACAACUCGACGCAAGAUACAGAGGGUAAUGAGCACACACGGGGUCGCACUGCUCGGCAAAAGUCGACCCGUCAGGCUUUGGUUACAACAGAAAAGAGCUCGCGGCAUUCGUUGAUCCUGAAAUUCCGCGUUCGACCCGGAAACUUGAAGGAAUUCCUGUCCCGACGGCGCCGAGACCGAAAGCGUCCCAUUACUGCUCGAACACCACGGCCAAUCGCACAGCAACCCUCUUCGGUAGGGUUUGACGUGCCGAUAUCUGCUAUACCUACACCAUUCAGCUCUGAUGUUUAUUCUCAACCCUUCUAUUCCUUCUUCGACAAAGAAACAGACGAAGUAAAGGGCAAACCAUAUGGUGGCAUCCUGACAGAGGUGGAAGCCGAUACGUCCAAGACAUUUCCCACGGCUGACGACCGCAAACGAUUUGACAAAGCAAAGCAGCAAGCGGAAGACGAGUGGCGGGCUCGCGUGCUUGCAAUGCAAGCAGAGCAGGACAUGCCCGUGCGACGUCACAAGAAAAACAGUGAUCACGCCAGUCAAAUCGAAUGUAUUGAGUUUGGCGGCUGGGAGAUUGAAACUUGGUACGCGGCACCAUAUCCCGCAGAGUACAGCAGAAAUCGUGUCCUCUACAUAUGCGAAUUUUGUCUCAAAUACAUGAACUCGGACUACGUCGCGUGGAGACAUAAGCUGAAAUGCGGCACCAAGCACCCGCCUGGGGACGAGAUUUAUCGGCACAACUCGAUUUCAGUAUUCGAAGUGGAUGGUCGCAAGCACCCGGUGUAUUGCCAAAACCUGUGUCUUUUAGCCAAGCUAUUUCUUGGCUCUAAGACACUGUACUAUGACGUGGAGCCUUUCCUGUUUUACGUCUUGUGUGAGUACGAUGACUGCGGAUAUCAUUUCGUCGGCUACUUUUCGAAGGAGAAGCGAGCAAGCAGCCAGAACAACGUCUCAUGUAUCUUGACCCUGCCGAUCCAUCAACGAAAAGGCUAUGGCAAUUUGUUGAUUGACUUUUCCUACCUCCUUACGCGAGUCGAGCAGAAGACUGGAUCGCCAGAAAAACCGCUGUCUGACAUGGGUCUGGUGUCGUACAGGAACUACUGGCGACUCCGACUUUGCCGCUAUUUCCUGGACAUUUUUGAAUCUGGAGAGUUCAAAACUAAUGGCAUGAGCAUUAAGAAGAUAUCGGAUGACACCGGCAUGACACCCGACGAUGUCAUUUCUGCGCUCGAGGGUCUACGGGCUCUUGUUCGUGACCCCGAAACAAAACUAUAUGCAUUCCGAAUAGACUUGGAAUAUUGCCGCAACUAUUGGGAGAAAUGGGACAGUAAGGGCUACGUUAGGCUCGAUUCCGACGCUUUGGUCUGGACCCCAUACGUGAUGGGUAGAUCGAAUGCCGUUAAUUUCGAAUUUGGACCGCCCAUCAACGCCAUUGCCCCGCGCGAGGACGACGAAGCCAAAUUGGUAGAAGGGUCGAACGGAGUGAGCACCGAAAAAUCGGAGGAAACGAAUGGUGACAAGGCUCUCAGUACUGCGGACCAAGCAGAACCCAUCUCAGCGCCAGCGGCAUCCAUUGAAAAAGCUGAUUCGGAAGACAAGAUUAUCAAGUCUGAGGAUGAACCAAUGAAGGACGCUGACGAGGAAACCGUGGAGACGUGGGACGCCGCCUACAGAAACAUACCGGCCACUCGAUUCGAAGUCUUCCCCACUGUCGGCGGAAAUCGUCGAGAUCGAAACCGGCGCCGCUCGUCGGGCAAUAAUGGUCUUACACGAAAACGUGGUCGGCCGCCGCUGAACCGCGCGCGGAGUAACUCUUCCCGGCGCAAAGGCGGUGGCACAGGCCGGGGCCCUGGGCGAUACCCAAAGGGGACCAAAAAAUCCGACUACGGCAAUGCAGACAGCGGGCCUGGCCUGCCGCCCGGCUGGCAGAGGCACACGCCCACGGAGGCCGCCCAAGCCAAUGGCCAGAGUGUCGACGCGACCGCCGAAGAGGACCCCGCGCAGGACGAGGUUCAAGUGCAGCUGCUGGGGCCAGACCCCGCCACCGCCCAAGACGACGAGGAGUCUGCCGAGGAGCUUGGCGGCGCCGAGCAACAGGAUGACGAAGAGGAAGAGGAACAAGAAGGAGAAGGAGACGAUGAGCACGAAGAGGAAGAGGAGAGGGAUGCAGAAGAGGACGAAGAAGCGGAAGAAGAAGCGGAAGAAGAGAGCGAAAAGCAUGACGAUGGGGAAGAAGAGGAAGAGGAUCUGGAAGAGGAGCAGGGAGCGCAAGCGCAAGAAGAGGGCGAUGUGGACGCUUCUGGCGAGGAGGAAUAA
This is a messenger RNA of Cordyceps militaris CM01, 3174 nucleotides long. RefSeq names its product histone acetyltransferase, putative. NCBI's taxonomy places the organism in Eukaryota, Fungi, Ascomycota, Sordariomycetes, Hypocreales, Cordycipitaceae. Gene Ontology annotation, molecular function: histone acetyltransferase activity. The transcript has 2 exons. Gene Ontology annotation, biological process: regulation of DNA-templated transcription. The coding region runs from base 1 to 3174 and encodes 1057 amino acids. The record is from RefSeq and is a predicted model, not a curated record.